Molecule: messenger RNA, 1074 nt
Organism: Paramecium primaurelia
Lineage: Eukaryota; Ciliophora; Oligohymenophorea; Peniculida; Parameciidae
Source: the annotation of a GenBank genome assembly
AUGAAUACAGCUCUUAGAUAACCUUUAUCAUAACAUAACUCUAUUCAUAAAAGAGAAAAUAAACCAGAUUAUAAAUAAGAUCUAAAAUCUUUUUCAUUUAUUAAAUCUAAUGCACUAAAUGUAUAAUCAUAGUAACUAUAAUAAUAAUAAUAAUAAUAAUAAUAAUAAUAAUAAUAAUAAUAAUAAUAAUAAUAAUAAUAGUAAUAAUAAUAAUAAUAGUAAUAAUAAAAGUUAAAUAAUAAUACACAACUACAACUACGCUUUAUACAAAUAAUAAAAUCAAUAAUUAAAUUUAAGAUUUUGAAAUAUUUAUUAAAGCAAUUGAAAGAGUAAAAUUGGAAAAUUAAUAAUUAAUAAUUAAAAUUUCAAGCAUUAUAUUUAAUAAGAUCCUAAAUUUGCAAUUGAGAAUCAAGAUCUAAAAGUAUGAAUAAUAAUUAAUAAUAUAACAAACUUGAUUACCAAAAAUAAAAAUUCAAAUUAUAAGAAAAAACAUACAAUAAACUAUUAUAUCUAUGGAUUUGAAUAGGAAAUAAGAGAAUUAUUCAGUGAAAUUUUAGAUGGAAUAAUAGGAAUCUAAAUAUAGGCGAGCACUUUAGUAGGAAUAAAUAUAAACAAAAUAAGAAAUCUUUAGACUUUGAUAAAUUUUGUAAUAAUAAUCAAAUUUUGAAAAUAAGAAUCAAAAUUUAGUAUAUGACUUGAUAAUAAAUUAAUUUAAUAAGUAAGGAAGGCAAUUAAUAAAAUUAAAAAAAGGGCAAUAAUGUUUUAGAAGAGAAGCUAUCAUAAACAAAUUUUUAAUUUUAUUGUUAAUCUAAAGAUCAAGAGUUCACCGUAUUAAAAUAAUAAGCAAUAAUAACAUCAUAGGAAUAACAUAUUAGUGAAUUGAAAAGUAAAUUAGGUUUUUUAAAAGAAUAAAAUUAAGGUUUAAGGAAUUAAUUAGAAUAAGUAAAGGAAAUAGCAGAAUAAAAGAAAUCAAGCGAAAAUGUUUUGACAAUUAAAAUAAUAUAAGUAGAAAUGGAUUAUGAUCAUCUGUAAUAAACAUAUGAAUAACAUAAGGAAUAAUUAAAAUAGAAAUGA